This is a messenger RNA of Juglans regia (Persian walnut), 821 nucleotides long. RefSeq names its product heme-binding protein 1. The transcript has a single exon. NCBI's taxonomy places the organism in Eukaryota, Viridiplantae, Streptophyta, Magnoliopsida, Fagales, Juglandaceae. The record is from RefSeq and is a predicted model, not a curated record. Bases 97 to 708 code for a protein of 203 amino acids.
CAUGAACAAUCUAGAAAAAAAAAUCCCUUUUAAAAGGAACCAAAAGUAUCAGCCCCACCUCAAGCAAAUCUUUGAAUUCGACCCAACUUCUUGAAGAUGGGUAUGGUAUUUGGAAGGAUUUGCGUCGAAACCCCGAAAUACGAAGUGAUUCAAUCUUCAGCCGCUUACGAAAUUCGUAAAUAUGUACCAUCCGUGAUAGCUGAAAUCACGUAUGAUCCAUCACAAUUUAAGGGCAACAAAGAUGGUGGCUUUACUGUAUUGGCCAACUACAUUGGCGCUCUAGGAAACCCACAAAACACAAGGCCCGAAAAAAUUGCAAUGACCACACCAGUAAUAACAAAGAACCCAGAAAAGAUAGCCAUGACAACCCCGGUCGUGACCAAGACCGGUGGCGCCGGAGAAGAGGAGCUCAAGAACAUGGUGACUAUGCAGUUUUUGUUGCCGGCAAAGUAUCAGAAGGCGGAGGAGGCACCGAGGCCGGUCGAUGAACGGGUGGUAAUAAGAGAGGAGGGGGAGAGGAAGUAUGGGGUGGUGAAGUUUGGGGGAGUGGCAACUGAGGAGGUGGUGAAGGGGAAGGUAGAGAAGCUGAAGCAGAGCUUGGAGGAAGAUGGGUAUAAGGUAAUUGGGCAGUUCUUGUUGGCAAGGUAUAACCCACCUUGGACUUUGCCUCCAUUCAGGACCAACGAAGUUAUGGUUCCAGUUGAGUGAAGCUUGGAGCCUAAACUAAAUUAUAUGUAUGAUAUGCUUUUCUCUUCCGUUCAGGUUUAGAUGUAAACUAAAUUAUAUGAUAUGAUAUGAUAUGCUUCUGUUUACCUUGACUA